This is a messenger RNA of Rhipicephalus sanguineus (brown dog tick), 2011 nucleotides long. RefSeq lists its product as uncharacterized. NCBI's taxonomy places the organism in Eukaryota, Metazoa, Arthropoda, Arachnida, Ixodida, Ixodidae. The record is from RefSeq and is a predicted model, not a curated record. The transcript is spliced from 4 exons. Bases 344 to 817 code for a protein of 157 amino acids.
GGGGUGGAGGUCGUACCCUAGCGAGCAGAAUUCGCGGCUUUAUUUUGUUUUAGACAUGCAGUAAAAUGCUGGAAAUGCUGGAAUGGACCUUACAACAACCAAUGUUGGAUCGCUGCAGUGAGAGGUUUAUUUUGUCUGUCUUUCAAGCUCAAUGCACAGUUAACUUUGCCUGUCGCCGCUUAUUUCUUCCCACUUUCUUUUCUGCAGUACACCUUUCGAGAAGACACCCCGACAAGGCUGUUCUCUUCCCACAAACUAUCGCGGCAUCGACUCUGCCAGUACAGCUGUAAGACAGCGGGCGCCGCGCUCUGGUGAACGUCCUGCUGCCUCUGCUGGUGACUAUAUGCGGACUGCCACAGCUGUUCCCAUCGAACGCGUCACACGCCAUCAUUGCGGAGCCGGUGAAGACGAACAAGAAGUUGCGAAAGGCGCUACGAGAAUGGUGAUGUCAUGCCUGAGGAGUGUCAUCCGCGAGGAAGCUCAGGCACUGAGGCUCGAGUUCUUUCGUCAGACGGGCAUCACCGCAGGAGCAGGCGAUAUGAGGCCGAAGAAUAUGGAUGACAACGCUGACUUGCGCCUAGUUGAGGACGCACUCGCAUCUUACGCUGACCAGUGGGCUGACCUAGAGGGCGUCACCGACUGCUUCACGGCGGGUGUCUUCAAGUACCGCUCUUCAUGCUCGGAGACAUUCCGGCCGGAUUCAUGCUCGGACACAUUCCGGCCUCCACCUGCCGGAACCGCAGGAUUUCCAGUCAAAGCUGGGCGCCUGUUUGAUGCACCGACUUUUGAAAUGCCAUCAAUGCAUUGCAGCUCUUAGCGUCACACCAUUCGAUUCCGAGAAGUGCGCAUCGCUUCUUUGCGACGUACUUCUUUACGACGUACUAGUAACACUAAAUAAAUCUGAAUAGAUAUUCUUGCUAAGUGAGUAUGUAAAAUGCAGCGUAAAAAUCCCGAAAUGCGUAGUUGAAGCCCAGCAAACUCUUCUGUCGACCACAAAUAUAGCCUGGCGCGUUACGUUGUCGACGUAGAUAGCCCUGCGCUGUAAAACGAAAUUGACGCAGCCCUUCUUAAACAUUUUAUAUCUCUCAGCAAUGUCGGAGCUUUCUUUUCACGACUGCUUUUGCACGUGUUGGUAUUCAAACCCCUCACCCCCGUUCACCGUCUUUUGUGUUGUGCCUUGGGGCCUUCGACGUGAUAACCAAUGAAUUGAAGCUACAAUUUUAAUUGAAUAAGUGCCAUAAUAUACUUGUAAUGCGCAGUAAAAAAUUGGAAACUCUUCCCUACGAGCCGCAUAUUCAGAGGUUAAGAUGGUGGAAUGGAGAAAUACCACAAGUCACACGGACAUUGUUGCGAACUGUGUUCGAUGUUCCUAGUUAACGAACACCAAGCGUGGCUGGUGUGCCUGUGGAAUAUCCGUGAAAAGGCAGGUAAUAUUUUUAAAUCAAUAACCGUUCAUCAGACUAUCAUUGAAUGAGCGUAAAGUUAAUCUAAUCACUUUGACUUGAUGUUUGGUUGAUGUUUUUUAUAUUUUUUUACCACUUUAGCGCCCCUACAAUUCAAACGCUGGCCAUCUGCAACGAUGCGGUGGCUGCUGGGCGCUGAAGAAUCACACGCAGCACCACUGCCCAAACAGCGCCUGCGUCGUCAAGAACGUAACCUGCUGUCGCAGCAGCGUCAACGUUGGCCCAUCAGAAGCGCACGCGUGGUUGCACUGGCCAUUCUGCAUCGUAGAGUGUGCGCAUCAGGGACACUGUCUAUUAUUUUAGCGUUCGUAUUUUACUUUUCUGCUUUUCCUGACUCUCCCUAACGCGAUUAUUAACGAUAUCUUUGAUUUGAAAGAAAUAUGUUUGUUUCAUUAAAUAAGUUAUCAGCAAUGUACUGAUGUUUGUGGUGAUGUCGGUACCCAUAAGCUGUGCGGCCCGAGGUGAUUGCAAGCUGUGCUGAUGGGUCUGUGAUAAACCUUUAUGAAUCCUUGAAAAGUGAGGAGAGCAAUUCCAUGCAGUUUCUUCAC